UCUCGUGGAUCCGGACAGGGUGAAGCCCCUCCCCGCAUAUCAUCGCACCAGGCGAUGGUCCUCUUAACUUCAUUGUUGGAGAAGAAGCGACGCCCCGCUUCGCCACGACAAAAGGAUCAAACACCCCCUCUGAUCAGCACGACCCCCAGUUUUGUUCUCAUGGAAAUGAGACCCUCCCUCUCCGCCACACUUUCUGCAGAGAUGCAAAGUUGAAGCGCAUUCCCAGCCGGGACUACACACGAUAAUGACGUCUUGCAGGAGCUGAUCGUUUUCAUUUAUCCAAAUUUUCCGAGUUUUUUCUCUCUUUUUUUGCUCACCGCUCUAGGACCGCACAUUUUUCUCUCUCCAACAUGCGGGAUUUGGCGCAGCGCAUUGUUUUCUGCGCGCUGCUCGGCUCCGUUUACGCGUCGUGUCCUCCGCGCUGCGAGUGCUCAGAGGCGGCUCACACCGUGAAGUGCGUCUCCAGAGACCUGCGGAGUAUCCCGACAGGGAUCCCCGGAUACACCAGGAAUCUGUUCAUAACUGGGAAUCAGAUCAGUCGGAUCGGUCCGGAGAAUUUUAAAGGACUGGGGAAUGUGACCAACCUCUCUCUGAGCAAUAACAGAAUUUCCGAAGUUGAAUCUCACACCUUUGCUGGACUGCGCAGCCUCCGCUCUUUGGAUCUGAGCAACAACCAGCUGGCAGUCAUCCACCCUGAAGCCUUCACUGUGCAGAACCAAUCUCUGCGGGAGCUCAACCUGAGCCGAUCGCUCUACAACCACUCGUCAGUGAUGGACUUGGCCACCUCUCUCCGCUGGAGCUCCUUGGCGACCCUGAGAGGACUGGACCUUUCUCACAAUGGCCUCAUCUAUCUACCCUCACGCAUCUUCUCCCACCUUUCCAACUUGCAGCGGCUACAGCUCUCCAACAACUCCCUGGUGGCAAUCCACAACUCCACCUUCUCGGGUUUGGAGCACCUGGAGGAGCUUGACUUGACCCUGAACGCCCUCAAGACGGUGUCUGAGGAGGGCCUGCGAGAGCUGGACUCCCUCCCCAGAGCCGCUCUCCUGCUGGAGGAAAACCCCUUCACAUGCACGUGUGGAAUCGAACCUUUUGCUCUGUGGCUCAACAGAUCGCAGGGACGCAUCAGAGAUGCUGAGGGCCUUGUAUGUGCCUUCCCAGCAAGCAUGAGAAACACAUCCAUGCUCGCCGUAGGUACGUUGACUCUGGUAUGCCAUCAGAGCGGUGCCGGGGCUGACCUUGCUUUGCAGACCUCGUACGUCUUCUUGGGUAUAGUGCUGGGCUUUGUAGGUCUCAUCUUCCUUUUUGUGCUUUAUCUGAACCGCAAGGGCAUCAAGAAACGCAUCUAUGACUUGCGGGACGCCUGCAGGGAGGUGUGGGAGGGCUACCACUACCGCUUCGAGAUUGACUCUGACCCCCGGUUAUCGCAGGUCUCCUCGAGCGCUGACGUGUAAGAGGACAAUCACCUCUGUGUAUUUUCUUACGAAACUCUUUUUUAAUGCAUUUAUCAGUAGCAAAAUGUAAAAAGUGUACAGAUUUUCUGUAAAUAUAUACAUAAAAUAGUGUUAAUUAUCUUUCUGCAUUGUUGUUUAAAGCAUGCACUGCCCAUCUUUUCUCAUUAAUGUGACCUUUUAAUACAGAAUAUCUCGGAUUUGUUUGCUCUCUCGGGUCAAACGAACAUGAAUGUUGUACAAGGAGUUUAUUGAUUAACAUUCCUUAUUCAUGCCUGCCUCCUAUGUCCAUAAAAAAAGUAACAGCAAGUGCCUAAAGUCAUCCAGGUAUUGUUCUUAAUCAGCAGAGUGAUUCGAACUGAACCAAAUCCCCACCUUUUCAUUCAUUACCCUUUGUCAGAUCCCAUAUUUAGCUUGGACAAAAGCAACAAAAUGCUGCAGUAAAACCCCGACACCACAAAAACAAACCUCUGGGAAUUUAAAACACAAUCACUCAUUCUUCUUUGAACCAUUUCAAGCCCUUUGGUCCCUGCGUCCUUCAGCCCUGCAGGGUGCCAGAGAGGAAUUAAGCCUCCAAAAGCUUUCACUAAAGUCACCACUCUGCUCUUCUUUUGCUGUCGGAUUUGAAGGGGAGACAAUUCGGUGCAGACCAGCGGAAAUCUCUUAGCCUCUUUUUUUUUUUUUUAACUUUGUUUCAACUGCUCAAGUUUUAUUGUCAAAAUGAUGAGAACCAGUCCUGGGCUGGGGCCGCUGAAAGCAGUCUCUCCCCUCCCUCCUUUAAGACAACAGCCGCUGUGGAGGCUCUUUGAAAGAAAAGUCUGGCUCUCCACGUUUUUCU
Plectropomus leopardus (leopard coralgrouper) is the source of this 2289-nucleotide messenger RNA. It is a transcript of the gene tpbg1b, whose product is annotated as trophoblast glycoprotein 1b. The record is from RefSeq and is a predicted model, not a curated record. Gene Ontology annotation, cellular component: plasma membrane. Gene Ontology annotation, molecular function: protein binding. Lineage: Eukaryota; Metazoa; Chordata; Actinopteri; Perciformes; Serranidae. Gene Ontology annotation, biological process: negative regulation of canonical Wnt signaling pathway.